AAUGGGGUAAGUGGCUGAACUCGCCAUCACAUUGCACUCAGCACUACAACUGCAGUCAUGAAGACUCUGAUCGCCGUGUUGUUGGUCGUCUUUGUGGCAGCAGAGCAGAAACGCGAGGCUGAGCCUUCCUACGGCCUCCACUACCCCCUACCUUAUCCUUAUGGUGUAGGCCUAGGCAGUGCCUACGGGCUCUACCCAUAUGGCAGUCACUCUUUCCUCAGUACCCGCAGCCAUGUCCUUCACAAGCGCGACGCCGAAGCCGAUCCUGGCUACCUUUUAGGAGGAGGUCUUGGCCUAGGCAGCCCCUAUGGCUAUGGAUAUACCAAUAUUAUUUUCAACACUAUCCUUAAUGCCUUAGAAGUCUCUUGCAACUACAUCGCCAUCCUCAUCAACGUUCCUUCGUCAGCACUAGGGGAUUCUGCAAUCGAUGCAAAAUUCUGCGCCUUUUUGUCUGACACUCCAUCCACUCUUUCUUUGUAA
Molecule: messenger RNA, 480 nt
Organism: Penaeus indicus
Lineage: Eukaryota; Metazoa; Arthropoda; Malacostraca; Decapoda; Penaeidae
Exons: 3
Coding region: 58-480 (140 amino acids)
Source: RefSeq, a predicted model, not a curated record